Pelobates cultripes (western spadefoot toad) is the source of this 42878-nucleotide messenger RNA. The record is from the annotation of a GenBank genome assembly. NCBI's taxonomy places the organism in Eukaryota, Metazoa, Chordata, Amphibia, Anura, Pelobatidae.
UGUAGCUGUUUAAAAAAGUUAUCUUUGAGAACAGAGUAGAAUAACAGCAGGGCAGGGACUCUGUGAACAUCACAAAUUUCUCACAAACUGAGCAAACUUUGCAAUGAAGAAGCAGGAACUUUUUAUUUUCAUUGUCGUAAAUCUGGGAAUUUGCACUGCUAGACUAGCACUUCCAGGUAAGACAUCUAAAUUACAUUUUGACGAGAUUUAUAACUCCAUAUAUCUUCAUAAUGACAAAAAAUAACAAACACAUCCUACAUUUAAAACGUCUCCAUAAUAAUAAAGUGUAGGUUCUGCUAUUUUGCAUGUAAUAUACAAAAAUAAUGAAUAAAAAUAAAUUUUUGUUUCUUUAAAAACAUAUAUGUCAGGUAAAGACAAUGUUUUAAAUGGCAUGUUAUGAAUGUAUUUUAAUUUUUCAUUAAUCUUUCUGUAUAUUAAUUACUGAACACAGAUAAGCAUUUUAACACUUUUAUACAAUAUAUUACAAAUACAAUAGUUAUACUAAUUAUUUUCCUACCCUAUACCUACGAUUACAUAAAGACAUAUUCUAGUCACCAAUUUAAUGGUGUGAUUGAAUGGCAGGAUUGGGAAUCAUGAGAUGGUUAGAUUUAGAAUUGCUGCUUAAAGGGACUCACUAGUGCCAGGAAAAAAAAUCCUUUUUCCUGGCACUGAGGGACUCUGCAGUGCCCCCUCCCUCCCACCUGCCACCCAUGUUGCUAAAGGGGUUUAAACACCUUCAGUGCAAUGUCCCUUGGCACUAGGUCAGGCUGUGCCCACGCUCCUCCCAAUGCUUUCCUAUGGAGAUUCCGGCGAUGCUGGAGGUCCUCAUGCAUAAUGUGAGUACGUCCAGCGUAUUUUAAAACACUUUUAGAGUUUUAAGAACACGGAAGUCCCUCUAUUGGCUGUCUGAUAGAAAGGCACUACAGGAGGACUUAACCCUGUAGUGAAAACUGCAAUAAUUACACUUGCAGGAUUAAGGAUGAUGGGAGUUGGCACCCAGACAACUCCAAUGGGCAGAAAUGGUCUGGGUGCUGGAGUGUAAAUAUUUGAGCAUAUUCCCUUGAUUAAUCCUCCCUCAAGCAGUCACAUGCAGGGCCGGCCUUAGGGGUGUGCGAGCUGUUCAGCCGCACAGGGUGCCAUGGAGCAGGGGACGCCCUGUGCGGCCGACACAGCUCACACAUGGCCUGCCGGGAUUUUAAAAAAAAAAAAUGCGGUGGGGCGGAGCGAAACUGACUGCGGGGACGGAGCUAAAAGUGCCAGAUUUGUCAUCACAACUAUCACAUACACAGACAACACAAACAUUACUUUAUACAUGGAUGAUGGGGGGAGAGGGGGUGCUGUGAAGAUUUUUCGCACAGGACGCCUAAAGGCCUAAGGCCGGCCCUGGUCACAUGGGCUAUUGGGUGAUAGAAAAAGACAAUAGUAUACACCUAUAUUUGGCAGGGGCCAGGAUUUGCUGAUGCUGUGCUCUCCCUGUGCUGCUUCCAAGAUGGCUUCGCAGAAGUCAUCAUGGUGUUUGUAGCAACCCCUUAAAGGACCACUCUAGGCACCCAGACCACUUCAGCUUAAUGAAGUGGUCUGGGUGCCAGGUCCCUCUAGGAUUAAUGCUUUUUUUUUUAUAAACAUAGCAGUUUCAGAGAAACUGCUAUGUUUAUAAAUGGUUUAAUCCAGCCUCUAAAGCCUCUAGUGGCUGUCUCAUUGACAGCCGCUAGAGGCGUUUGCGUGCUUCUCACUGUGAAAAUCACAGUGAGAAGACGCCAGCGUCCAUAGGAAAGCAUUGUAAAUGCUUUCCUAUGAGACUGGCUGAAUGCGCGCGCAGCUCCUGCCGCACAUGCGCAUUCAGCCGAAGGGGAGGAGAGGAGGCGGAGAGGAGGAGGAGAGCUACCCGCCCGGCGCUGGAAAAAAGGUAAGUUUAACCCUUUCCUCGCCAUCCAGCCCGGCGGGAGUGGGACCCUGAGGGUGGGGGCACCCUCAGGGCACUAUAGUGCCAGGAAAACGAGUAUGUUUUCCUGGCACUAUAGUGGUCCUUUAAGUCUUUUUCCUCAAACUGUUAUUCAAUAAAACCUUUCAGCAUUGCACAUCUAACUGACAAUGUUUUCCAAAACUAACAUUAUCAAGUUCACCUUAUUUUCUUUCAAAUAUCAAGGUUUUGUAUCCAGGUAAACCCAGCCCAGACUGAUCUAUACUUUAUAAAUAUGCUCAAUCGUGUUACAUAAUGGCUCCAUUGUCCUGUCUUUCACUUAGUGAAUAAACAAAAUAUGAUGUUGAAAUAUAUCAUGAAUUAUUGUAACACUUUAACAACAAAAGGGUUACAACAUGUCUUUAUUUUCAGCAGACUGUGCAAAUAGUCUGUUUACAUGUCUGUAGGUGUUUACAAAUUAAACUGCAUAUUUUUGUCCAAGGACACUUUGUUGGCAAGUACACAUACAUGUGCACAGGCGCACACAGACAGAUGCAAUCAAAGAGAUAGUCACACACAGAUCCACAUGCAUCCUGACACACACUAUAACACAUACAAAUGCACAGAUAUAGAGUGACAAAUUGACACAGAAAUAAAGAAAGAAAAUCUAUUCCAGCAACAUUCUUGUAGGCUCUGGGAUGGCUACACUGGCUGCACCAUGACUAUUUUAUUCCUCAUCUUUUCUGUGAUAGGAACCCAAAACAAGCCUGGGACACUUUGGGACUAUAUCAUUGGGCUGAGGCACAGUUGAAUAAUAGUUUAUUUCCCAGGCACGCCUGCUUCAGUUUUCGUUUUAAAGGGACACUCCAGGCAGCUUAACAAGUUAAGCUUAAAUUAAAGCUAAAAUACCUGUGGUUAGUUUAUUUUCUUUUAAUUCCAUGUAGUUUUCCCAAAGUGCUGUAAAAUAUGUUGCUGGUAUCAGCAGUGUACCCCAGUCUCCUUAGCCACUAUCUUAAAUUUCAACUUCAUUUGAACUUCCAUUACAUACAGGAAGCUCCUUCAGGGUCUAACAAGCUAUUGACAGAGCAGGAUAUAAGAAAUGUUAAACAGAAUUUGCAGUAAAGGAGGUGUAAACAUUAGAUGGCUCUUUACAGGAAGUGUUUAGAAAGGCUGUGCAAGUCACAUGCAAACAGGUGUGACUAGGACUGCAAAGUGAUGGAGCUCCGAAAUGUCCGAUAAUUGAGCAGUGAAACUGUAUGGGCAUGAUCUAUACACCAAAACUGCUUCAUUAAGCUCAAGUUGUUUUGUAACUAUAGUGUCCUUUUAAAAUCAUCAAUAACUUAUAAUGGUCAUGUGUAUUUAAGUCCUUAAUAUAAAUAGAUGCAUACUUUUUGGCAAAUUUACUUAUUAAUGCUGGCUGAUGACGCUGACAGAGGCGGAGUUGAACCUCUGGCAGCAAUGUGCUUUCACUUUGCUUUAACCUAAGGGGUUAACUUUGUAUGUACAGCUUUUUAAAUGUUCAAAAAAUAUCAUUAAUAUUACAUUGUAAUUAUUACACCACUAGCUUGUCAUUCAUGUGUAGAAAUUGCUAAAUCAUAUUUAAUUUCAUUAAAACAAACUAGUUGCUGAUGUUUUGGGAUACCCCAGACUGUAUGUACCCUCUCCUAAUGCAUAAUUGAGAAAAGGCUUUCUAGGUGAAUUAACUGUAUUUUGGGGAACAAAAAAAAUCUAUUAGAAUAUAAAUAGAAUGAUUUGUGUUCUUGUCAGAUGCAUUCUGACCUAAUUUUGCAUGUAGCAUUCCUUUAAUUUCAGUUGGAUAUUAUACAUUUCAUAACUCAAGGCAGCUCAAUGAGAAGUUGCAAGGCAGGUGUUCUGAGCAAUUGCCUUCCUCUAAAAUUUAGCUACACUGAACUAACCAAACAAGAAGGUAACAGGACUAGUUGUUUGAUUGAAAGCCAGAGGGGGUAUAACAAGGCACCCAGACUAUUUCAGCUCCUUGAAGUGAUCUGGGUGCAGUGUCUCUGCCCCCCUUAACCCUGGAAAGGUAAUUUAUUGCAGUUGUUUAUAAACUGCAAUAAUUACCUUUCAGGGUUAACUCCUCCUCUAGUGGCUGUCUACCAGAUCAUUAGGCAACUUUUGGUCACCUAACUGAUGCUGGACGUCCUCACGCUAUGCAUGAGGACUUCCAGCGUCACUGGAUAAGAGUGUGGCAAUUGCCGCGCAUGCACAUUUGGUCUCCCCACCGGCUGACCUCAGCAGACACGAGCCAGUGCCAUCACUGGACCCAGGAAAAUGACUGAAGGGGUUUUUAAACCCUUCUGCACCGUGUGGUGGGAGGUGGGCACUAUAGGGAGCUAUAGUGCCAGGAAAAUGUAUUUAUUUUUCUGGCACUAUUGUUUCCCUUUAAUCUAUAAAAGUGUAAAUUUCUACUUAAAUCUGCACUUUUUGUAAAAUGAAAAGAGAACAUACUUCAUACAAGCUGAAGUGCUUUAGGGGUCUGGGGUCUCCCUCUAAAGGUCUAGCUUUUUAGUAAAAAUCCCCAGAUUUUAGAUCAUCUGCCUGCAAGAACUUGGCCAGUCAAAAGCCCCUUGUUUUGGUCUAUAAACAGCUGGACAAGUUUAACCCCUUAAGGACUGGACUGUUUUUGCGAUGUUGUACAUUUGCGACCAGGCAUAUUUUUACACUUUUGUGGUGUUUGUGUUUGGCUGUAAUUUUCCGCUUUCUCAUUUACUGUUCCCAUACAAAUUAUAUAUUGUUUUUUUCAGGACAAAAGGGGCUUUCUUUACAUACCAUUAUUUAUAUAAUCUCAUGUAUUUUAAUUUUAAAAAAAUACAAAAAUCUGAUGAAAAAUUGAAAAAAAUACAUGUUUUUUGACUUUUACUUGAAAAAUCUUUUACUCAUCUACAAAAGCGAAUGAAAAAAACUGCUAAAUAGAUUCAAAAUUUUGUCCUGAGUUUAAAAAUACCUAGUGUUUACAUGCUUUUUUGCUUUUUUUUGCAUGUUAUAGGGCUAUAGGUACAAGUAGGAUAUUGCGGUUUCAAAACAUACAUUUUUAAAAUUUAUCAAUAGUGACAUUGUAACACUAUUAUCUGUCAUAAAUCUCUGAAUAACAUCCCACAUGUACAUAUUUUUUUUAAAGUAGACAACCCAGGGUAUUCAAUAUGGGGUAUGUCCAGUCUUUUUUAGUAGCCACUUAGUCGAAAACACUGGCCAAAGUAAGCAUUCAUAUUUGUUUGUGUGUGAAAAAAGUAAAAAAACUAAAUUGAACGCUAAUUUUGGCCAGUGUUUGUGACCAAGUGGUUACUAAAAAAGACUGGACAUACCCCAUUUGCAAUACCUUGGGUUGUCUUCUUUUGCAAAUGGUAUGCCAUCAUGGGGGUAAUUCUCAUUCCUGGGCUACCAUACGCUCUCAAAGGCAACGUAACCAACCUGGCCAUUUUCAAUGUAAAAUAUUUGACCCAUAUAUUUGACCUUGUAACUUUCAAAAAUGCUAUAAAACCUGUACAUGGGGGGUACUGUUUUACUCGGGAGACAUCGCUGAACACAAAUAUUAGUGUUUAAAAACUGGAAAACGUAUCACAACAAUUAUAUCAUCAGUAAAAGUGCUGUUUGUGUGUGAAAAAUGCAAAAAAAGUAACUUUCACUGACAAUAUCAUCACUGUGAUAUGUUUUACUGUUUUGAAUCACUAAUAUUUGUGUUCAGCGAAGUCUCCCGAGUAAAACAGUACCCCCCAUGUACAGGUUUUAGGGUGUCGUAGAACGUUACAGGGUAAAAUACAGUGCUAGCAAAUUAAAUUCUCUGGAAUUUCGGCCUGGGUUGGCAGGCAGGUCCCUCAAAUUGCAAUCAAUAAAAUUACUGAACUAUGUAAAAAUAUUACAUAAAUACGCACGUAGAAUUUAAAUAUAUAUGCAUAUUUAUAUAUUUGAAGUCUACGUGUAUAUUUAUAUAAUUAUUUAUGUAAUUUUGUAUAUGGACAUAUGAAUAUUUCUUAUUAUUUUUAUUUAUUUUUAUAUACAUAGAUAUAUAUACAAAUUCAUUCUAAGUGUAUUUUGAUAUAAAUAUAUAUAUAUUAAUUUUAAAAUACAGUUAGAAUAAAAUUUCAUAUAGCUAUAUAAUUUUUUUUAAAUUUUUAUUAUUAUUUAAAAAAAAUUUUAUUUAAUUUAAAUUACUUAUUAUUUAUAUUUUAUAAUAAUAUAUAUAUACAAUAUAUAUAGUUAUUAUAUAUAUUAUAUAUAUAUGUGUAAUUUAAUUAUAAGUGUAUUUUUAUAUUAAUAUAAGUACAUAUUAAUAUAAAAAUACACUUAGUAUGGCAUUAUAUAUAUGAUAUAUAGACAUAUAUUAUAUAGAUAUAAUAUAUGUCUAUAUAUCAUAUAUACACAUAUAUAAUUUUUUUUUUUUUUUAUUAACACUAACUUUAUUUUUUUAAUUGAUUUUACACUAGCAGGGAGACUGCCUGUCAGCACAGACAGUCCCCCUGCAGGCAGACACAUGGACACCUAUUGUGACCAUGUGAUCGCUGUGUUAAGAGAUCACAUGGCCAUAGGGGUCCUAAUCUGCCGUGGGGAGACUGUCUGGGCUGCAGGCAGUCUCCCCACAACCGGAGCCACGCUGAUCGCCGCCGGGGGAACGACGGCGAUCAGGUAAGUAGCUCUGACCGUUAGGACGGUUCAGCACCGUCAUCGGUCCUCAAGGCAAAAAUGCUGAUGACGGUCCUGAACCGUCCUCGGUCCUUAAGGGGUUAAACUAGGACUGAAAAUGCAUAUUUAUUUAAUUCUUAAUUUAAGAGUUCUUAUACGUUAUUCUAAUCCAAAAUUAUAACAAUUUCUCCUAUUUAUCAAACACAAUCGGCAACACUCUACUGGAUGGAUACAGACUUACAAUAGUUGUUCAUCUUACUGCCUUUGCCAAGAUUAGAAAUGGGAAAAUCUCUCAGCAACACACAAAGAUAGCAUGCACUCAUUUCUUAGUCAUCAAUAUAUCUGUUAAUCCCAAACUACUUGUGUGUCUGCUCUGUGAGGUGAGAGGACGACUAGUGGUUUCCCUUCUGAACAAAUUGUCAGUUCUGCUGAGAACAGAGGUUUCAAUUAUGUGCAGUUAAGGUAUAAGUAUUCUAUUAUGAAAAUUGCAAGCUGAACUAGGGAAUCCCAUCACAGAAAGAUUAAAGGAACACUAUAGUGUCAGGAAUAGAAAUGUGUAUUCCUGACACUAUAGUUUUUAAAUUGCCAUUUAGAUAACUGGCCCCCUUCUUCUUAGUUUAAAAAGGUGUAAAAAGCACCUUUUAUUUUAAGCGUCUGGUCACUUCUGACCCCGCCCCUGCUCUGCUUCUUUGGCUGAGAUCAUCAUAUUUGAUGAUCUCAGCCAAUCCAAAGCUUUCCCAUACUAAAGUAUUGGGAGGCUAUUGUGCAUGCCUGGUAAUACACUGCAUUGUUCCAAUCCGCAUGUCCUCAUACAGAUGCAAUAAAUCAAUGCAUCUCUAUGAGAAAUGUUCAGCACCUCCAUGCAGGGUGUGGAGUCGCUGGGCACUGACCCAGGAAGAACCUCUAGUGGUCAUCUGAGUAACUGUUACUAGAGGUGUUCCCAGGCAGGAAUGUAAACACUGCCUUUUAUCUGAAGGAAAGGGAGGGGCCAGCUGCGGUGAGAGAGACAAUGUGAGUAAACUACUUUUUUAGCUCCAACCUGAAGUAAGGCAGUCCCCUAAACAGCCACUCCAGGACUAUAGUAUUUGGAAUGCAUGUUUGUAUUCCUGACACUAUAAUGUUCCUUUAACCCUUUCUAGCUAGAAGUUAGUUGUUUGUAUUAGAAAUGGCAAUAUCUGCCUGCAAAUUUUGGUUUGACUGAAUUGUGUAAAUUCAGUCAAAUGGAUUUUGCAGGUGCUAGUUCUGCUGAAUUAUUAUAGAUUAUAAGCGUUUGGUUGUGUUUUUGUAUAAUUUGCAUUUCUACUAUACAAAUGCAUUUGAACCAGCUGAAAUUCAGUCUACAUUUAGUUUAAGGUGUUUGAGUCAUUAUUGUGAAAUUCAGACAUUGCUAAAUUUUGUAAUCAAAUCCAGAUUUUUUUACCUGAAUGCACCCAUAUGGUACAUAGUUAUUUUAUGGAUUGGGGGCGUUCGGUCUCUCUCUUAUAUAUAAGAGAGAGAAUCCAAAAGUACAGCUCAUUAUAUAUUGAACCAUUGUGCUGGUGCCUAGAGUAUCCCAUUAAUAUAUUAAGACUCGUCUCUGUCUGGUUUCCUUUGUCCUAGAUUGGAAAUGCUAUAUAACUACACGAGAUACCAUUCAGUAUUGGCCUUUCAAAAAGGAUUACAAAGUCGAUGAUGUUGUGGAAUCUGUUUGCAUGGAAGGAUACAAGAUGAAUGGUUUUAAAUUAAGCCAAUGUUAUUCAUAUGGAUGGGAUCCUCCACUGCCCACUUGUGAAGGUAAUUAAAAAAAAUUUAAACUGUUAUUUUUUUUUAGAUUUCUCAAUCAGCGCCAUGCAAAUGUUGUUAUCCCAUUAGAAUCUCCAUCUUGCAAAAUACUCAAGGUUAUCAGUUAAAAUGAAAAAUGCUGGGAAUCCAUAGUGAAUUGUGCAUUGUAGGCUAAAUUAGCCAGGUUAAAAACGUAACUGCCUUAAAGAUAUUUUCAGUUCAGCUGAUUUGGCCUAAAACUCGAAAUUCACUUUGAAUUCAAUACACGUCACACUUUAGCAAAUAACCUUAUAAGGUGAAAGCUACAGAUUUGAGAAAAAUACCAAACUUGUCCAGUGGCGUGCAUAUCAGAUGUCAACAAAUGACAAAGCACAGAGAAUUAUAGCUCAAUGACUGCAUAUGUGUAGUAUUAAAGAAAAGGAUAUAUAUUUUUUUAAUAAUAUAAUUGCAUUCAUUUUCUUUUUAAUUCAUGUCUACUGAAAUUUUCAAAGGCUUUACUUACCUACUUUUUUUUCCAAGUCAUUUUCUUGCACCCAUGACCACAUACUAUGUUAUCUGACCCAAUGCUCACUAUAUUACCCUGGGUUCAGGACCAAUGUGGCCUACUGGGAAAUUUCAGUGUCCUGCAUACCAUCAGGACGGCUGUAUCCAAAAGACAGCACAGACUGCCAUCUGGGUGAACAGGCUGUGGGGCGCAAACAAUCAGAUGACCGGCAGGAGGGGAGUUCACAACACUACCCUACCAGCCAGUCACAAUUUGAGAAAGACCCCUUGAGGGUCGAAUCGUCAAUUUCAUGCAGAUGUAAUUUUACAUAUUUCUAAUUAAAACCACAUAUCCACUUUGAAGUCCUGUAAGUGCACCCCUUUUUUCUAAUCAUGUACAUUUUGACGCAGGUCAACACCCAGGCACCAAACUAUUUUCUGUAUCCAUGAGUAAGGAGAGUGCCGAUCUUUUCUGUGUGUGUGUGUAGAUUGGAUUAGUCGUACUUGUCCAGUAGACAAGAUGCCAGAAUACCAUAAUAUUUUAAAGACAAGCUUUCAAGAGUUUUCCUCUCUUCCUCAGGUCUGAAGCAAUACUGAUCAAUCUGAUUUAGUUUAACACUCAAAACAUGUGAUGAUAGAGAAGGUGAUGGGGGGGGCAUAAAUUGCAGAAAAUGUGCAUGAAAGUGAAAGGUGCAGGUUGGCUGAGAAUAGCCAGAAUAAGUAAAUAAACAGAGCAGAGUCAAUAAGCCAGUUGAAAAGAAAAAGGAGAAAAAAAUAAGAAAGAAAAUAGCAGAGCAGGACAUGCAAGUAUAGCUGCAUAUAUGUAUGUAUAUAAAAUGAUCCAUUAAAGGUUAAGCAAGAAUUCUGAAAAAGAACUAUAUAAGACAUUAAGAUGUGUGUUUAUAUAAAGUUUUGUUAGUGUGUAGGCAUGUGCAUGGGGAAAAUUUUCGGUUCGGUUCGGCAUUCCACAAUUCGGGACUUCGGCACUUCUCUUGCAGCCGCUUAGUAGAUAACUCCCUAAUUCACACGGUAUUAGGGCGUUAUCUACCAAAAGGCUGAAAUACCUAAAUUGUUAUUUCAGCCAAAUUUACUUCAGUAAAUUUUGCCCCUACUCGCUAUACCGUGAGUAGAGGCAUGUCUAUUAAACAGUGAGCAGCCUGCUCACUGUUAAAAAAAAAUAAAAAAAAAUACUGUCCCCCCUCCCGAGCCCCCACCCGCGACAUGAGAUUGGGGUUUUUUAAACUAAAGGGGGGACCUAUUGCCCCCCGCCCUAAAGUAAAAUGAUGGGGGGGACCUAUUGUCCUCCCUCCAAGCCCUCACCCCUGAGUGGUGGGUGGGGGCCCUAAAUACUAAUAAGCGGGCGGGACCUAAUGUCCUCUCCCUUGGCCCCCACCCAUGAGCGGUGGGUGAGGGCCCUAAAUUGGAAUAAGGGGGGGACCUAAUGUCCUUCCUCCCUGGCCCCCACCCAUGAGCGGUGGGUGAGGGCCCUAAAUUGGAAUAAGGGGGGGACCUAAUGUCCUCCCCCCCUGGCCACCACCCCUGAGCGGCGGGUGGGGGCCCUAAAUACUAAUAAGGGUGGGGGACCUAAUGUUCUCCCCCCUGGCCCCCACCCCUGAGCGUUAGGUGGGGGGCACUAAAUACUAAUAAGGGGGGGUGGGACGAGCGCAAAAAAAAAUCCAUCUUCACCCGGCGAGGGCUCCGCGCAGACUGAGCUCUGCAGGGCGGGAGAAGGCUUAUAAAGCCUUGUCCCGCCCUGCAAUUAGGCUCAAAGCCCUCUGAUACACCAAUACAUGUACAAUGUAUACAAUACAUGUACCUAUCAAUAUACAAAGUACUGUGCGUAGACCUAUGCUUUCCCAUACUCUUAUGCAUGUAUGCUUAUAUAUGACUGUGCAUUUAUGUUUGUGUGUAUGUAUGUGUUCAUGUAUUUAUGUGUAUGCGUAUACACGUAUGUAUAAAGUGUAUGCAUACAUGUAUGUAUAUGUGAAUAGGUACAUUGUACAGUGCUAUGGAAUUUGCUGGCACUAUAUAAUAAAAUAAUAAUAUAAAUAUAUAUAUAUAUAUAUAUAUAUAUAUAUAUAUGGGUCUAUGUAUGCAUAGGCACAUUGGUAUAUUUGUAGGUACAUGUAUUGGUGCUUGUGUGUGGAUGUACGUGUAGGUGUGCAUGUACAUAUAUUUGGGCAUUUGGUUAUAUGUAUAUUGUAUGAACUUGUGUAUAGUAUGUAUGUUCUUGUGUAUACUUGUACAUAUGCACUACUUGUGUAUGUGCAUAUGUGUAUGUGUGUCUGUGUAUGCUGGAUAUAGGCCUUCAUGCAUAUCCUGUAACUCUUGGAUGGGAAUUCAUGCAUUCUUUAUAUUAAUACUCCCCCUUCUAACACCAUUUUCUGCACUAUUUACUUGUUUGUUUUGAUUUCUCUCUCUCCCCCCUCACUCUGUGAUCUUUGCAUUAGAUAUUUACGACCUUCUGCAAGAAUGGUAUCUAUGUUUUAUCAAACCUGUCCUAUCUGCACUCAUGUCGUUUUAACCCUUGUAUCACAACUCAACUUUGAAUUCUAUCUGUCGUAUUGCUCAGAAAUGCUUCAUACUUGAGAAAGGGAGGUUCUCAGAAAAGCUUGUCAUUAAAAAAUUCUAUUAGUCCAAUAAAAAGGUAUUACAAGAUAUGAAUCUUAUCUGUUUUUUACAUCUACAUCACUGAACUAAUACGGCUACAAUUUCUACUUGAACAUAUAUAUAUAUAUAAUUACAUUGUAAAACACAUAUACACACACACCAGUCAAGCCAUAAGACUUGCUUUUCCCACACAAAUCUCACUUUUAACAGUGCUCUCACUACUGCAAGGGAUUCUGGUUAGACGUAUGCAAAUGAACUCAACCUCAUGCUGAUGAGUUGCAUUAACAGCUGUCCAUGAGUGGUUCACUGGCUUUUCUCCUCUCCCGGAGUUGUUUCAAAGCUGUUGUAUACAGCAGACACAUACUCCAAGGAAUCCAUGUAUAAAGUGGAAUUAUGAGGCAAAAAUGUGGUUCUUUGUUGAGCUAAUUUGCAUAUGCCUACCCAGAAUCCCUUGCUUUAGUGAGAGCACUGUUAAAGUUAGAUUUUUGUGGGAAAAGCAAGUCUUAUGGCUUGACUGAUGUGUGUAUUUGUGUUUAGCAAUGUAUUAACUGUCCACUUCAGGGGGAAGGGGUUUUAAUCCAAACUUUUCCCCCACCUCAACUCUCUUGGUAUGUACUAGAUAUAGAUAUAGAGAGAGAACGAGACCAAAUCAUUUAUUUAUAAUCCAAUCCACAUAUUUUGUAACGAAUGAUAUAAAAAAAAAAUUAAGUAACUAGCAUUUGAUAAGCAAAAAUUUGUGCUAAAAAAGAAAGGGACCUAUGUUCCAUACAUGCAAUUAAUUGAAUUUAACAAUUUCUUAUUUCAGAGGAUAAUUCAGAAUCCGCAAGCAAUGGAAUUAGAGGUAUGUCUUAAUAUAGUUUCAAUUUAUUUGUCAUCAUUCAUCUCUUCAUUUCAACAUUGUACAUUGUGUAGCACUUUUAGAACUGCCUUUACCUUGAUCAUUUUUUGGCACUUGUGAAAUGUUAAGAAGUAUAAAAAAAAUUGGAAUUUAAAAAUGUUAUUACAAACUUAAAAUUCAAGUUUAAUCUAUUUGUAAGCCUUUUUAUGCCAAAGGAUGGGUAGGGAGAAAGCUUUGCCUCUCUUCCUGAGUUGUGUUUAAAAGCUGUUGUAUACAGCAAGCAUAAACUCCAAGGAAUCCAUGUUUAAAACUGAAUGAGACAACAAUGUUAUUCUUUGUUGAAUUAAUUUGCAUAUGCCCACCCAAAAUCCCUUGCAUUAGUAACAUUACUGCAAAUGUGAGAUUUCUGUGGGAAAAGCAAAUCUUAUGGCUUGACUGGUGUGGAGAUCUGUGUUUAACCCCUUAAGGACUGGACUGUUUUUGCGAUGUUGUACAUUUGCAACCAGGCCUCUUUUUUAGACUUUUGUGGUGUUUGUUUAGCUGUAAUGUUCCGCUCUCUCAUUUACUGUUCCCAUACAAAUUAUAUAUUGGGUUUUUUUCAGGACAAAAAAGGCUUUCUUUACAUACCAUUAUUUAUAUAAUCUCAUGUAAUUUAAUUUAAUUUUUUUUAUUUUUUUGUGUGCAAGUUAUAGCGCUAUAGGUACAAGUAGGAUAUUGCGGUUACAAAACAAUUUUAUUUCAAAUUUAUCAAUAGUGACAUUGUAACACUAUUAUCUGUCAUAAAUCUCUGAAUAACACUCCACAUGUACAUAUUUUUUUUAAAGUAGACAACCCGGGGUAUGUCCAGUCUUUUUUAGUAGCCACCUAGUCGCAAAUACUGGCCAAAGUUAGCGUUCAUAUUUGUUUGUGUGUGAAGUGUUUGUGACUAAGUGGCUACUAAAAAAGACUGGACAUACCCCAUUUGCAAUACCUUGGGUUGUCUUCUUUUGCAAAUGGUAUGCCAUCAUGAGGGUAAUUCUCAUUCCUGGGCUACCAUACGCUCUCAAAGGCAACGUAAUUAACCUGGCCAUUUUCAAUGUAAAAAUAUUUGACCCUGUAACUUUCAAAAACGCUGUAAAAUCUGUACAUGGGGGUACUGUUAUACUCGGGAGACUUUGCUGAACACAAAUAUUAGUGUUUCAAAACAGGAAAACGUGUCACAGUUAUAUCAUCAGUAAAAGUGUUGUUUGUAUGUGAAAAAUGCGAGGAAAAAAAGUCACUUUCACUGACAAUAUCAUCGCUGUGAUAUGUUUUACUGUUUGAAUCACUAAUAUUUGUGUUCAGCAAAGUCUCCUGAGUAAAACGGUAACCCCCACGUACAGAUUUUAGGGUGUCAUAGAAGGUUACAGGGUAAAAUACAGUGCUAGCAAAUUAAAUUCUCUGGACUUUCGGCCUGGGUUGGCAGGCAGGUCCCUCAAAUUGCAAUCAAUAAAAUUACUUAAUUAUGUAAAAAUAUUACAUAAAUACACACAUAGAAUUUAAAUAUAUAUGCAUAUUUAUAUAUUUGAAGUCUACGUGUAUAUUUAUAUAAUUAUUUAUGUAAUUUUGUAUAAGGACAUGUGUAUAUUUCGAAUUAUUUUUAUUUAUAUAUACAUAGAUAUAUAUACAAUUUCAUUCUAAGUGUAUUUUAAUAUAAAUAUAUAUUUUAAUAUCAAAAUAAAGUUAGAAUAAAAUUUCAUAUAGACAUACAAUUUUUUUAAAUGUUAUUAUUUUUUAAUUUUUUUUAUUUAAUUUACUUAUUAUUUGUAUUUUAUAAUUAUAUAUAUAUAUAUAUAUAUAUAUAUAUAUACAUACAAUAUAUAGUUAUUAUAAGUACAUAUUAAUAUAAAAAUACACUUAGUAUGACUAUAUAUAUAUAUAUACAUAUAUAUAUAUAUAUAUAUACACACACACAUAUAUAGAUACACAUAUAUAAUAAUAAUUAUUAUUUUUUUAUUAACAUUAACUUUUAUUUAUUUUUUGAUUUUACACUAGCAGGGAGACCCCCUGCAGGCAGACACAUGAACACCUAUUGUUACCAUGUGAUCGCUCUGUUAAGCAAUCACAUGGCCCCAGGGGUCCUAAUCCUCCAUGGGGAGACUGUCUCGGCUGCAGGCAGUCUCCCCACAACUGGAGCACUGCCGAUCGCCGCCGGGGGACGGUGAUCGGGUAAGUACAUAAGACUGUUAGGACGGUUCAGGACCGUCACCGGUCGGCAAUGGAAAAAUGCUGAUGACGGUCCUGAACUGUCCUAGGUCGAUAAGGGGUUAAUAAUGUAUUGACUAUCCACUGACUUUAGGUGGAAAGGCUUUUCAAUCACUUUUUUCCACACCAUAACUUUCUUGGUUUGAGCAGAGCAAAUAGCCUCACUAGCAAGCCAGUAACCAACCUCAUGCGGAUGAGUUGUAUUAACAACGAAACAGCUGUCCACGAGUGGUUCCCUGGCUUUGUAUCUCUUCCUGAGUUGUGUUUUAAAUCCGUUGUAUAAAGCAAACAUAAAUUCCAAGAAAUCCAUGUUUAAAAAUGAGCCAAAAUGUGAUUCUUUGUUGAAAUAAUUUAAUAUGCCCACCCAGAAUCCCUUGCAGUAGUAACAUCACUGGAAAUAUGAGCUUUCUAUGUGAAAAGCAAGUCUUAUGGCUUUACUUGUGUCUAGAUCUGUGUUUAACAAUGUAUUGACUAUCCACUGACUAAAGGUGUUUUCAAUUACUUUUUACCCACCAUAUAUAUAUAUAUAUAUAUAUAUACACACAUCCUGAUAUUUUAUUGUUUUGCUUUGUUUGUAUAUUAUUUUCAGAUGGAAUUCAACAUAAUUCAUUUUGUCCACAUCCCCCAAAAAUAAGAAACUCUGAAAAAAUAACUAUUAAAGAAAAUUAUGUUAAUGGAGAUACUGUGGAAAUUAAAUGUUUUCCUAACUUUAAACUACAAGGAACAAACAUUAUACACUGUGAAAAUGGAAUAUGGGCAUCUCCUCCAAAGUGCAUUUGUGAGUAAAGUGCAUGCAUUAGGGAUACAAUAUAUAAUAUAAGAAAAGUACAAGAUAUAAAAAGUGGUGCACAAAACACUUUGUCAAUAUCUUGGUAGUGAAGCUCACAGGUUUGAUGCAGAACAGGGGCAGUCAAGGGCAGAACCUCAGCUGUUGUAGACCUUCAACAUUAAUGGUGUUUUGCCAGCAUUAGUUUUGACAAAGCACAGGCAGUGUAGUUCAACAAAAUUUUGUAUUCUACCUUUGAUCAGUUAUAGUGUAGAACACUGUUCAGUCUCAGUUUUAUAUGUAAAUAUCACUGUCUAGUAAAUCUGUUUGUUCGUUUGUCCUAUUUCUAUAUUGUAAUGUUCACAUUUGUCUUAUAUUGAGGACACGGUCAACCUACUAUCUCUACAAUUCUUAUGCUGAACAUUUCUUCUAUUUUUAAGUCGUGAUGACUCCAGCCUCAAGAAAGUCUACUUGGUGGUUGUUUUUGGAGGAUUUCUAUACUGAGUAAUCCUACUGCCUAAAUCCAAAUCAUAAAUAAAAUAAAAAAUACUGUUUAUUAGAUAUAACCUCAAUUAAAACAUGCAUGCAUUUAAUUAUGCAUUUUUCGUUGUGGCUAGAUAUCUAAAAUCAGCUUUCAAAAGCUACAUCUAAUCUUUAUCAAGUCUGAAGCCUUUGCAGGUCCUCCCCUUCUAACCCAGGCCAGAUUUUCUGUGGCUGUCUAAUCACAGACUUCCCAAUACAGCUCAAUAAUUUACUAUUGUGUUGUGUUAUAUUAUAUGUUAUACAUUGUUAGUAAUGUAUUUUUCUAAAGUUGUUCAAUAAAAAUAAUUUGAAUAGAAGAAGUAUUUGCAAUGCAGCUGCUCUGAGCAAUAGCCUGCUUCUUGAGUUUAGUUGCACUGAGAUAAAGAAAUAUGAACAGGGCCAGGGCGAUGUAAUAAAGUUAAUCAGCAAAAAUGCCAAUUUCUAUUGAAAUCUGCACUUUUUGUAAAAUGAGAAAAGAGGACACACUAUCCACAUAUAAAUUGCUUCAGUAGGCUGAAAUGAUUUAGGGGUCUUGAGUAUACCUUUUAUUUUUGGGGAGAGACAGCUGGCUCCAACAACCAUGCAUUCAAUAUCCAUGUGGUUAUUCCUGACUAAAUAUGUCCCCUGUCUGCGCCCAAUUUCUGAUGUAUCUCCCUAGAAAACAUAGCACCUUUUAUAUACCCCAUACAGAUUUAAAGCACUCACAUUGUACAGCGGCAAAUGUUUUUUCCACAUUCAGUACGGGGGCCAUUUAGACUUUAGUGAAUAGCCCCACAAAAACUGGAGAUCUGAUUCAUGACCUUCAGACAGCACUGGUUAAAAAUUAUGCUAGCUCCUCUUAAUAUUCUUAACAAGAUGGUGUCCAACAUCCAUUAGCAAUACAGUAGCCAAUUAUAAUGAUGUUUGGAAUUCCUGAUGAUUGGAAAAUGUAACUUGUAAUAUGAGUCAUUAUAUUAAAGGGCCACUGUAGUGCCAGGAAAACAUACUCAUUUUCCUGGCACUAUAGUGCCAUGAGGGUGCCCCACCCCUCAGGGUCCCCCUUCCACCGGGAGGUGGAAGGGGUUAAACUUACCUAUUUCUCCAGCGCCGGGCGGGCGACUCUCCUCCUCCUCGGCUGAAUGCGCAUGCGUGGCACGAGCCGCGCGCAUUCAGCCAAUCCAUAGGUUUGCAUUCACAAUGCUUUCCUAUGGACGCUAGCGUCUUCUCACUGUGAAAAUCACAGUCAGAAGCGCCUCUAGCGGCCACUAGAGGCUGGAUUAACCCUAUUAUAAACAUCUUAAACUGCUAUGUUUAUAGAAAAAAAGGGUUAAACUUGAAGUGGUCUGCGUGCCUAUAGUGGUCCUUUAAGAGAUGCUAUUAUUUUGAAUUGGAGGAAUGCAGGUGGGAGUUGUAAACUGUUACUGUUACUGUUUUUGUUAUUUAUAUGCAUCUUCUUUUUACCCUGUUCUGUUUGUAUGGAUUUAUUCUCAUUUAAAGGGGGGGGGGGGGGAAACCUCUGUUGAUUGCCCCAUUCAACCUUUUCUUCUCUCUAUCUAUUCUUUAGCUCUAAAAUCUAAUCUUCCCCUUUCUGUGCUGUGUCCACUUGACUGUUCAUACUCUCUUCACUGUACUUUCUAUAUCUACACCACCAGCGGUGGUGACAUUAUUAUUCUCAGCACUUACUAGAGCUUUAGCUAUUGAGUGUAGCCCAGCUUGAGAUAUGUUCAUUUUUAUCAGUUUCACUGUUAAUUUUCCACAAGCAUGUUUAAUGAUACCUUGCACUCGAGCCUUCAAAUGUGUGCUUUUUUGUUCUAUACUUUAUGAAUUAUCGUUUUUUUAUGCAGAUAGAAGUAUGUAUUCCUUACCAUGAUAUACAUACUCUAUCCAUUUGAAAAUAAGCCUUAGGAUACAUUUAUUUUGAGUACUACUCUGUUCUUUUUUUCUUUUCAGUUUGUUCCUUAUGUGAGUGCUUGAAAACUUAAAUAAAAUGUUUAAUUAGGAAAAAAUAUUGUUCAUGUUUGUGGAGCAAAUUAAAUGACUGUAAAUCUGUAAACUUUAGGAUAUGUUAAUAUGGCAUGGAGGCUUCUGGAAGUCAAUAAUAUUUUGUUUUAGUAGAAAGAGAUGUAUGCAGAUACCCACCUACAGUGGCACACGCGAAUACUGUGAGAAAAUCCUCCUUGUUCCCACGACACUAUAGGGCAGAAUAUAAUUGUCAUGCUAAUUAUGUUCUUCAAGGAAACCCAACAGUCAGAUGUGAGAAUGGAGCAUGGGAGGAUCCACCCGUUUGUAUAGGUAUGUAGACAUUUUUGGGAUUUGUUCCUUAUAUGGAUUUCAGCAUCAAUACGUUAGUGAAAAAAAAAAAAUUAAGAUUAAAAUGGACAUCAUUAGGAAAUAUAAGAAGAAGGUAGAACUUGAAAGCCAGAAAAGAAACCUCAAAUUAAAUGCAUUGUACCUGCAUCACAUGAACAAAAUCAUAAAAUUAUAUUUAAUUUCCACAAUCAGUGUUUACGUAAUCUAUGUGCGUUUCAGAGCCAUGUUUUGCUAAAGUGGAAGAUUUGAAAGCAAACAACAUACAGCUACUAUGGAAGGUUUCGUCUGAGCUGUACCUCAAACACGAUGAAGCCAUUGAAUUUAAAUGCUUGCUUGGAUAUGAAAUAUCUAAUUCAGACUUGCUCAGAAUAAAAUGUAACAAAGGGAUGCUAAUUUACCCAAAAUGCAUCCAGAGAGGCAAGUACAAAAAUAUAGGUAAAACCUGUACAAUGUUAAAAGGAUUAUUUGUAAUUAGGGGACCAACCAGUAAAGUGGGAGAUUACAUACAACGUAGACAAGUUCAGCUACACAUUUGGGAUGAGGAACUAACAAGCAAUUUAAACCCUGAAUGGUACAGAGUUAGAUAAAACAAUACAUGAGAAUAACGUGUUAAUCGUUGUAGACAACAGACCACGCAGUAAAAUCAUACAUAAAAAGGAUAUUAAUUCACAGGAGGAAAAUAUCAUUUUGCGUCUUUAGAAUUGAAUGGUAAGACCCCCACCUUGAAUAUGCUGUGUCCUUUUGGGAACUUGUUUUACAUUUUAAAUCCGAGUUUAUUGAGAGAAUAAUGAUAAACAACAAGUUCACAUGCUUUCAUUGACAACAAUAAAUGGUAGCGAAAAGAGUCUAGAGUCAAUUGCAGGGCGAUAUUAGCUGCAUUAACAACAGAAGAUUCCAGAAUCGAUAUCACACAUGACCAUCAAGAAGGACAAAAAUAUAAAGAAAUAAGUAGUGAGUAGUGCGACUGAAAAGUGUCCGGUCAGUUAAACUAUAAAGAAUAAGAGGUAUAGUAAUAGAGGUAUAGUAAGAGCGUGAGAAAAAAGGAAAGGGGGUGUAGAAAGAAAUUGGAACACGUAGGUCAAGGGUGGUAAAAUCAUACUGACCAGGGGUAGAAGCAGAAGCAGGAAAGCAAAUCUACCUUGGACCAACAAACAAUGUUUGUUUUAUAAUUUUCUGUACAGAUUUCUAAACGCCUGCGUAGAUUAUUUUUUUUAUUAAAUAUAAAAAUUUAGAAUAAAAAAAUAAAUGAAGUAACAGCUUAGCUAGUGAAAGUGUUAAUUAAGAGUGUCAGCUGACACUCUGCCAAUCAUUGCGUCCCUCCUCACUGCUUGCACUCAUUCUUCCAAGUUAGCCAAAACCGAAGAGGAGAAACUGGUGCCUGGGGAAACAUCUUAAGUGCUAAACCAUUUGAGAAUAGUUUAACACUUAAAGGUAAGACACACAGAUGGACUCCAAUGACCAUAACAACUUCAUAAAGUUGAACACAAAUCAUAAAUGUACUCCUAUUAAAUGAGCUGACCCAUGCAUUCUGUAAUAGACUAAAGACCUCUAAAUUACAAUAUUUUUUUUCAGACAAACUAUUACCUUGUGGACUACCACCAUCAAUCAACUAUGGAGACGUAAUACAAACUCUCAAAACAAAGUAUGACUCAGGUUCUGUGCUGGAGUACAAAUGUCCAUCUUUCUAUAUACUUGAAGGCAACCAAAAAAUAAAAUGCUGGAAUGGAGUUUGGAGCGAUCCCCCUGUUUGUUUAGGUAGGUGCACAGUAUUGUGCGUUGACUUCAUCCGAAGAAUGUUUGGUUUUGACACAGUAACACUGUGACAGUGGUAAAGGCGGAAAUAAACUAUUUUGCAAACUACCAAGUAACAGUCACUAAGGGUUAAAACAUGUUCUAUACAUUUCAUCAUCUCAUUAUGUCCCUAUGUUUAACGCAGGUAAAUAUUUAAUUUUAGAUUUUGCAUCAGUUAUGUGCCAGGCCAGUACAAAUUACUGUGCUGCCUGGGACCAAGGUCACCUGAAAACAAAAAACACGGUGCCCUAAAGCCAGUUCCACUUGAAGCACCUCCCACACCCAACUGAUUACAAGCCAUUUUCUACCAAUUGUUCCUCGCCAUAUUCCCAUAAUUCAUAGCCCCAAACAAAAUUAAGCGCACACAUAAAAAUGCAGUUUUAUGUUUUAUAAGGCUACUUAAAAUAACCUAUUGAAACAAACAAAUAUGGGGAUGCAGUUCCACCAUAUGGCAAUAUUGUAUUAGGACCGCCAGUACUUUACAGUACCCCAAUAUUGGUGGGUCCUACACUAAUUCCAGCAUCGGAGACAAAUUAAAUAGUUCUAGUGCUAAAUAAGCUAAAGUGUAUUUUAAUCUGUUGUAAGAGCAUUGUGAAUUUAUAUAUUGCAAAAUUAAUGUAAUUUUUUAAAAAAAUAACAAUAAAAAAUAUAGUGAACAAACUAAACAUGUUAAAGUGAUAGUUCUUUGGUGUAUGUAGCCAAAUGGACAAAAUCCGUUGAAAAUUACCAAAUUCAGAUCACAUUGGCUAUGCUUAUAUUUACCAAAGAUUUUACUACGGGUUUCUGUAACCUCAUGUUGGCCAAAGACAAACCGAAAGUAUCCAAUAAGAUGCACCUUUGCAAAUUAUCAUUCACUUUCUUUGUGCAAAUUAAUUGAUAUUUGAAAAACCAGGCAAACCCUUGGCAGCUCAAGAGUUAAUUAUUUGGCAGCAUGCCUAUAGAGAUACUAUUGCUAUAAUGGAGGUAAUGUACCUCCAUAUGCCCCAGUAUGCAAUUCAGGAGUUGGUGGCAAGUCUACUUGCAUUUAAAACUAGUGACUGGGCAGUUAUUGCUGACAUUCACUAAAAAAAGGCCCCAUUCUAUGUCGUUGCUAGGAGAUUGGGGACCCCAGCCAUUCUGGGAGGAUUUCAAUUUUUUGGGGGGGUGUGGACAAUGGUUUGGCUGAAAUGCGGACCAAAUUUACAAAUAAACAGUAAUUGAUGAAUUCCAUUAACAAUAUCCAGAUUUUGCAGUCUGAGUGGCCCCGUUCUUGCAAUGCCAUUUCCCAUGAUUCCCACCCUCAUGCUAUUUCCUCAUUUGCAAUUCCAUGGGAUUUUCACAUCACCAUUGCUAUUUUCCAUUAUUCUCACUCCCUUUGUAAUUUGCCCCAUUCCCUCGUUGCAUGCUAUUUACAUGCUACUUGCCCCACUCAGCAACAAUAGUGGGUUCAGCCUAGAAGCAGAUGGUACCAUGUCAUAGGCAUGGAAGACGGUGAAUGAGAUGGUGAGGGGGGACAUCUACACCUCAAUAAUAAGAAAAAGCCCAGUCAGAACUGAUCAUGAGUACAACUGACGAUUACCAGUGGUAUACCUCCACUUGGUUGCAAUGACCUUUAAUGUUGCAUUUACUCCCUUCAUAGAUAAUUUGUAAAUUUCCCAUAAUGUGAAUAGUGUGAGUUAACCAUAGGGGGUAUUGGUAAUUUUUUACUUUUUGUCCUUUAGCCCAGUAUUUUUCAUCCACCUAGGACUGCUGCGUGUGUGGUUGAGUGUGCUACGGACUUUUUUUCUUUUCUUUUCUUCCCAAUAGUCAUUUACUCUCCCCCCUUCACCCCAUCACCAAACAACUCUGAAAUGGCUGGAAGUCUCUGUUUUCCUUUUUGGAGAUCUUAAAUUUGAUUUCUCUGACUCUUGCCUUAUGCAAAAAAUGUUGUCUACUUUUAUAAUCGUGUACCAGCUUUUUACAUAUACCUUAAUGGAUAUUGUUCUUGUUAUACCUUUAUGCACUUGAGAUGCCUUACUUCUUAUAUACCGUUUAUUCAUUCUAAAUACACUUUUAAUUCAAAAAACCCUGCCUUGGAGUCUGUGCCACAUCCUUAAUGUCUUCGUAUACUUUUACAUAACUACAAAGUAUCCUAUUAGGAGAUACAGUCCCCUUUUUGGGUCCAAAUCUCUCUGUCCCUAAUGUCCCUAGUUUCUAUGAGCUCUAAAUUGGUGUGUUUGAUUGUAUAACAUAGUUCUAUAGCAAUAAUACUUAAAAAAAAAAAUACUAAAACUAGCACACAGUAAUGUGUCUUUACACUACACUAAAAGUGUUUAUUAAAAAAAUCACUGUCCAUCUCACUACUGAAUGUAGAUGUGAAAAUAUUUACCAAAAUUUUCACUAACCGCCUCCUCCCCUACAUUACCACACUCAUCCAUCCAGACCAAGUGGGCUUCAUCCCCUCCCGCCAGGCAAGCGACAAUACCAGGCAGAUACUAGACCUGAUAUGGGUGGUCAACCAUCGCACUACCCCAACCUUGAUACUGUCCCUUGAUGCCGAAAAGGCAUUUGACUGACUACUAUGGCCAUUUUUAUUCGCUACCCUAGAAAAAUUUCGAUUCCCUGUCCCUUUCAUAGCAGUCCUCAGAACCAUAUACUCCACCCCUACUACCAAAUGACUGAUACUAAACACACAUCCACCCUCCUUCCCUAUUCAAAAUGGAACGCAGCAGGGAUGCCCACUCUCCCCCAUCCUUUAUGUUUUUUCAUUGGAGCUACUAAUCCACCUCAUCUGCUCCACACAAGCGAUUACGGGCAUUACAGUCUGAUCCCAAUUAUACAAAGUGGCAGCCUACGCCAAUGAUCUCCUACUGACAAUCACCAACCCGUUAACCUCCCUACCACCACUACUACAUCUCCUGAAUGAAUAUUCAAAAUCUGCACACCCCUAUAGGAAUCAAAAGAUGGGAAGAUCUAGAAUACAAUCUUUUCGGCUUCGACUUCCCAUUUUUUUACAUCUGGGUACCAAGGAAAUCACGCCCCAUGCCACGCCCCAUACCCACACCACUCACCAACUCUUUAGACGCAUGGAACAAAAUUACCAAAAAAUUCCCCAUCAUAAAUAACCCCACACCUAUGACCCCUAUCCUGCUCAAUUGGGCCUUCCCCCCAGGCAUGACACCCUAAGAUUUUGCUCACUAUGAACAAAAUGACCUUUAUAGGCUCUACUUCUUCUUCGCGAAAGGCAGCAUAAUCACUUAUAACGAAUUAUCACGACAUGCCACAGCAUACAACACCCAUAACUUCUUCAGAUACAUCCAACUAAAAAGCUUCCUAGAACACCCAGAAAACAAGACAGCAGCCGUCACCAAACUCUCAACCUAUGAAGAAGCUUGCACCCAAAGCAUGGUCCGUAAGGGUCAGAUCACAGACAACUACACACUCAUCAAUUACCAGCCUUUGGGCGCACUGGCCUAUUUGUCAGCCUGUGAGAGGGACCUGGGACCUCCGGAUGAAGCGUCUGACUGGCAGGAUAUCUGGGAAGCUACGGCUUCUAUCUCUAUACGUGUGAAUCAUAAGGAGCAGGCCUGCAAGACCAUACUCCGAUGGUACUUAACACCUAUACGACUCUACCGAAUGGGAAGGUCGGACUCAGACCUCUGCACAGAAACUAUAUCUUAUAUCCCCCUCUGUAGGCACUGCCCCAAAUUGACUCACUAUGGGCAGAGAUGCUAAGCUGGUUUCAGACCUCCUACAAACAAUCAUCCAACUAGACCCGUCGAUUUGGCACCUCUCCAAACCAUGGGACUCCUUAACCAGAGCCCAAAACAAAUUGACUAAUAGAACAACCCUGACAGCGAAAAGAGCUCUAGCAGAGCUCUGGGGCUCACCGAACAUACCUACACUACAGACAGUCAUUCGCAAAACAAAGAAAGCAAUGGAAAGGGACAGGAUCUCUGCAAAAAUACAGGAAACAUCUCACCACUCUUACAAAAUUUGGGACCCAGUCUCAGCUAGAAACAUUCAAACCUGAUAACCACAACACACUGAUUGUUAUCACCCCACAUCCUCAGCUGACACAAUACCCACAUACUGGGGGGAAAGUGGGGAGAGACCAACCAUCUACCCGAUCAUCCUCCUCUAAAACCACCAAAUCCUCUAUCCCCUUUCCCCCUUCCCUAGUCUGCCACCAUCUGCCCAGUAAAACCUGGCAGAGUGCAUCGAACGGUCGCAGGACCGGAUAGUACAAAACACAGGAGCACACCACCCAGCUAGGAGGGAGACCGAGCCCUCAACACAGCAGACUGAAAACAAGGGAUCCCCACUAAACGAAGACACUCAAAGACUUUGGGCCAGGUCGUGGCCACUGGCCCACAAAGGAGCCUGGGCUAGAGUCCUACAAGCUCAGAAAGCCUUAGGGCACUCCCAUUUCCUCUCUCCUUGCACACACCAGAUAUGCACCAAACUGUAUCAAAACACCUUGGCUUACAACAGGGAACCAAUUCUAGCGAGCGAUCUGCACAUCGGUCAACAGAUAAGCCCCCUAAACCCAUCACCCUGGACCACUAUUAUGGUAUAUCUUUACCUUUUUAGUUUUUUUUUUUCUUUUUAUAGUUCAAUUAACGUCUUUGUUAAAUAAUGUUAUCACAUUCUGACUCCCGAUAAUAAAAGCCAUAGAGCCAGCUGGAUACGCACACGGAUAGCACCCUGCCCUAAAUCAAAACCACUCGAACAACCCGAGCCACAAACACAACAGCGUUAGAAUGUAUUGGCAAAAUGUAUAUGUAUACAUGUGUAUAAGUAUCACGAACAAUGUAAUGUAACCAGAACCUGAAUGCCUGAUGACUCAUGUUACAAGGUAUGUAUAUCUCUCCAUGUAAGGCUUCCUUUCUGUGAUAAUUGACUCUAUGCCAAAACAAUCAACCUAAUAAACACAGAAUGUUUUUUUUUUUUUUAAGAUAAUCAGUCUGUGUGAAUAAGAUAAUUUGCUCUUGCUCAAAAUUAUAUUUUAGUUGCUUCAAUUGUUAGUAAAACACCUACAAUUUUUCACAACAGCUGCACUCCCCUGUCCAAAGUCCUACUCUCCCAUAUAAAAUUAAAGUGUCCCUCUUUGACCAUUUGAAAUGUUAGGAGAUACUGUUGUGCUUAAAAAUUUGCAUACCCUGGCAGAAAUUGGGAAAGUUAAGCAAUGAUUUUGAAAAUAUAACUGACCAUGCAAAUUUUUUUUAUUUUAUUGAAGUGUAGUGGUCAGAUGAAGGCAUUUAUUAUCACAUAGUUGUUUCGCUCCUCUUUUAAAUCAUAAUGAUAACAGAAAUCACCUUAAUGGCCCUGAUCAAAGGUUUACAUAUCCUUGAAUGUUUGGCCUUGUUACAGACACACAAGGUAACACACACAGGUUAAAAUGGCAAUUAAAGAUACUGAGCCAUUGGGAGCGGAAAAGAACUGUCAAAAGACCUGUGUAACAAGGUAAUGGAACUUUAUGAAGCUGGAAAGGGAUAUAAAAAGAUAUCCAAAGCCUUGAAAAUGUCAGUCAGUACUGUUCAAUCACUUUAAGAAAUUUUAAAAUUCGGUGAUCUCGUGAUACCUAGCUAAGGUCAGGUAGACCAAGAAAGAUUUCAGCCACAACUGCCAGAAGAAUUGUUCGGGAUACAAAGAAAAACCCACAGGUAACUUCUGGAGAAAUUCAGUCUGCUCUGGAAAAAGAUGGUGUGGGUGUUUUAAGAAGCACAAUAGGACGAUACUUGAACAAAAAUGAGCUGCAUAGUCGAGUUGCCAGAAAAAAGCCUUUAGUGCACCAAUGACACAAAGUCCCUUUUAAAAUAUGCCUGACAACACCUUGACAUGCCUCACAGCAUCUGGCACACUGUAAUUUGGAGUGACAAUACCAAAAGAGAACUUUAUGGUCAUAACCAUAAGCGCUCUGUUUGGAGAGGGGUCAACAAGCCCUAUAGUGAAAAGAAUACCAUCCCCACUGAGAAGCAUAAUGGUUGCUCACUGGUGUUUUGGGGUUGUGUGAGCUCUAAAGGCACGGGGAAGCUUGUGAAAAUUGAUGGGAAGAUGAAUGCAGCAUGUUAUCAGAAAAUACUAACAGACAUUUUGCAUUCAACUGCACAAAGGCUGCGCAUGGGACACUUAAACUUUCCAGCAUGACAAUGUGACAAACGAUCCUAAGCACAAGGCCAAGUUGACCUUCCAGUGGUUACAGCACAAAAAGGUGAAGGUUCUGAAGUGGCCAUUACAGUCCCCUGACCUUAAUAUCAUUAAGUAACUCUGGGGAGAUCUCAAACGUGCAGUUCAUCCAAGACGACCAAAGAUUAUGCAUGACCUGGAGGCAUUUUUCCAAGAUGAAUGGGUAGCUAUACUACUGUCAUGUUUUUUCUUUAACAAAUGCCAAACAAAAAAUAAGAACCACUCACUUUUUAUUUCGAGGCAGUUUCAGCACAGCAAACUGAUGUGGCAGCAAAGCAGAGAGAUAAACUGACAGUCCUUGAAAAUAGAAGUUUAGGUGAUGUGUCCAGGGUUAGUCCAUAAGCAAAGUCCUUUAUCCAGUCCAAAGUUGUUCAAUAGGAGAUCAAGCAGUAUUGAAGGAAAUUCCAGAAGCAGAAUCAAGGCCAGUCCGAAUUAGUUAACCAGGUAAUCCAAGUUAUAGUUGUAUGAAGAGGAGAUUCAGAAGGGAUCCGGUGGUGGAGCUCACGGUCUCUCUCAGAGUCAUCCAAAGGAUUAGGAAGGAAGUUUAUGCAAUCAAUCAGAUUAACACAUUAAUUGUUGGAGAUUGGAGUUUAAAUAGCCAAAGGGAUGUGUAUUUCCAUGUUGUUUUAAAGGGCCAGUAAUAAAUUAAUAAAAUUCCUGACAACUACCCUCAUAGACAACUAUUACAAAAUACUGCACGCUCUCAUUGAUGCUAAAGGGGGCAACACACAGUUUAAGAACUUUUUUUUGCCCCAUGUUUUGUCUAAUGAUUGUGCCAUUCUGUUAUAACCUACAGUUGAAUAUGAAUCCCAUAAGAAAUAAAAAGAAAUGUGUUUUGCCUGCUCACUCAUGUUUCUCUUAAAAUGGUACAUAUAUUACCAAUUCUCCUACGGUAUGCAAACAUUUGAACACAACUGUAUGUCUGUGUAUAGAAGCCAGGAGACAAAUCACUAAUGAAAAAUUUAACCUUGUAUAAAAUACCUGCAUAUUAAUUCAACUUAAAUGGAGAACUGGUUGGGAGAGGUAAUUAAAAUCAAAGUAGACUUAAACUCUAGAUCCUCCAAAGUAUGGGUUUGGACUGCAGUAUUCAGUCACAAUGUUCAAACUAAACAAAUAAUAUUUCCUGGAUGCUGGCCCAAACUAUAGGGCAUAGUUCAAUUUGCAGUGCCAUUGUCACUUUUGACCCUGUUGCACAUAGAAGGCUUAUCAAUAAACUGCAAUCUUUAAGUUUGGAUUCCAAUAUUGUUGAAUGGGUAAGGCAGUGGCUGAGUGACAGGCAACAGAGGGUUGUAGUCAAUGGAGUAUAUUCGAAACAUGGGCUUGUCACCAGUGGGGUACCUCAGGGAUCUGUACUUGGACCCAUUCUCUUUAAUAUUUUUAUUAGUGAUAUUGCAGAAGGUGUUGAUAGUAAGGUAUGACUUUUUGCUGAUGAUACUAAGCUAUGUUACAGGGUUGAUGUUCCUGGAAGGAUAAGCCAAAUGACAAAUGAUUUAGGUAAACUAGAAAAAUGGUCAGAGUUGUGGCAACUGACAUUUAAUGUGGAUAAGUGCAAGAUAAUGCAUCUUGGACGUAAAAACCGAAGGGCAGAGUACAGAAUAUUUGAUAGAGUCCUAACCUCAACAUCUGAGGAAAGGGAUUUAGGGGUGAUUAUUUCUGAUGGCUUAAAGGGAGGCAGACAAUGUUAUAGAGCAGCAGGAAAUGCUAGCAGAAUGCUUGGUUGUAUAGGGAGAGGUAUUAGCAGUAGAAAGAGGGAAGUACAGAACACUGGUGAGACCACACUUGGAGUAUUGUGCGCAGUACUGGUGGAGGCCGUAUCUCCAGAAGGCUAUUGAUACUUUAGAGAGAGUUCAGAGAAGGGCUACUAAACUGUUUCAUGGAUUGCAGGAUAAAACUUACAAGGAAAGGUUAAAGGAACUUAACAUGUAUAGCUUGGAGGAAAAACGAGACAGGGGGGAUAUGAUAGAAACAUUUAAAUACAUAAAGGGAAUCAAGACAGUAAAGGUGGAGACUAUACUUAAAAGAAGAAAAACUUUAAACCCUUAAAUUAAAGGGGCAAAGGUUUAAAAAUAAUAUCCAGAAGUAUUACUUUACUGAGAGUGUAGUGGAAGCAUGGAAUAGGCUUCCAGCUGAAGUGGUAGAGGUUAACAGAGUAACAGAGAGUUUAAUCAUGCGUGGAAUAUGCAUAAGGCUAUCCUAACUAUAAGAUAAGGCCAGGGUCUAAUGAAAGUAUUAUAAAAAAAAAAAUGGGCAGACUAGAUGGGCCGAAUGGUUCUUAUCUGCCAUCACAUUCUAUGUUUCUAUGUUGUAAGACAUGCAUUGUAUCGAUACCUGAAUCUAAAAGCAUUGAACAGUAUUGAAGUGCAGGUGUAAUGAGAAUGCAAACCCAGUUUCUGAUCUCCAAAUAUAAACAAGUAAGAAAAGCUCAGUACUCAGUAUGAUGAAGUAUAUUUAGGCUUCAAAUCAAAGUGGCCACAUUUUGAUACUCAAUUGUGUGUUUCUUAAAUCAUAAAUGCUUGUUUUAGAAACUCCGGUAUAAAUAGAUAGAUUUAAAGUACUAACAUCACCAAGGUGUAUCAUAAAGCUAACAUAGAUUGAAUAUUUUUGGAUAAGCUUUUCAAAUGAUUUAUCAUUUUUUGGAUAAACAUUUAUUUAUUAAUUUCAAAAUGUUAAUAUGUCAAAAAAUAUGUCAUGUGUCUGUAUGUAUGAUAAAUAUAUUAAUAAAUUGAAAAAAAAAUUAAAAUAUUGAAAUAUUUUUCAAAAUAUGACAAUUUUUAACGUUCAUGCAAAAAUAUGAAAUCCUUUGAAGAAUGUAUCCAAAAAUAUGAAAUUGAAGUCUUGAGAUGCCUCUGAUAAUAAACACAACUUAUCAUGAAACAUUGUUUACAAAAAAGACCGUUAAUACUAUUUGACUUUUACUGGUAUUAAACACGAGAAUGUUUUAUGUUUUAUUCUAGAACCCUGCACAGCAACUGAAAAGGAUAUGAGAGAAAAUAAUAUCCAAUUACAAUGGACAUCAGCACAGAAAAUCUAUUCUCUGCAUAAUGAUAUUAUUGAAUUUAAGUGUAUACCUCAAUAUAUGAUAUCAGAUCCCAAACUGCUUAGAGUUACAUGUAAUAGAGGAGUGCUUAAUUACCCUAAAUGUUUCAAGCAAGGUAUGUGUCGUGCCGUGCCCAUGCCAUAAAAGUGACUAAAAUGCCUGUUUUCGCUAAUAAUAUAUUUUGGAUACUUUCACUUGGGUUUAUUCACAGAAACAAAACAAAAGAUGUAAACUGCAACAUCAUAGAAUAAUAUAAAUUUUUGGUGCCACAACAAUGAACAGGCAAUUUUAAUCCUAUCCAGGGUCUUUCUCAAUCAUAAGGAAGACCCAAGAAAGGGUCAAAAUGUUGUCAACUAGCUGUUAUAGCAUAAUCAAAAUGUACUCUAUUCAAUGAAUGAGAUGCUUCAGUUUGUGGGGUAUUUUUGCUUAUGUGAAAUGCGCCAGUCAAGUGGGAUUGAUAUGUAAGUUUCACUCUUUGCUGAUAGGAUGCUCAUUAUGCCCACCACGCAAUUUCUUAUUCUUUAAUGAAUGUUGUCUGUUAUCUCAAAUGAAAAAUGCAGGGAAAUGGUCAAAUGGCCAUAUUGUGUUUGGCCCACCACCAACUACGUGUUAGGCAAACAAAACAACCCACAUCAUUCUUUCACUAACAGCAAUCCUUCUUGUCUUUAGUCGUAAACAGAGAGUCAGUUUUAAUCUUUAUUUUAAACCUCAUAAUAAAAUAUCUCAGAAUGGCAGAAUAAUGUGUGUAGGCACCUAGGUAUAGAGAAUGGAAUUCAAUUAGGCUCUAAGGAUAGGUUGUGCCUAGAUAUCUCAGCACUCAUCUUGUGUCAGCCUUGGGAAACCAAAUGAAAUGGAGUGGCAUUUGUUGAAAGGGUAUUUAUAUAAGGGUUGUGUAGGUUAUUUUCAACAGACAAUCCAAUGAUGGGAAUGUCUUUACUCUUGUGACAGAUUAAACCAUGAUCUAAAAGUUGAAAUGGACAAAAUUUAGUUAAGACCCUGUCUGGCUUUCAUCGUAGUUAAAAAAUACUGAUCAAGGUAACAGCGCACCCACAAAAAAUACAGUUUUUCAUCUUGCAAAGCUACUUAAAAUCAAAGUACCCCAAUAUUGGUGUGUUCUACACUAAUUGUAAGUAAAUAUUUAACUAAGCCUAUAGCAUAAUGUAAGAUUGUAGCCCUGGACCCUGCUUUCUGAAUAGGGGUGGCUGAGUGUGACGUGUGGAAGGAUGUUAAUGUGUGGGGGAUUCUUCCCCACACAUUUUUCCCUAUUUAUUCUCAUUUGGCUGGUAUAAACCCUGGUGGUCAAGUUGAAGGCAUGAUGGUGUGCAGUAUCCCUGCUUGUCCAGGAGGGUGUGAUCAUCGGGCACGUGCACAUAACUUUAAGAGCUCCUUUGUAGUCCCAAUGCUCAGUCAAUAACUCAAAGAACUGACUGCUGCUGUCUAAGUCAUUGAGAAGUGCCAGGACUUUGAGGGACAGCUUCUAUAGUGACAACCUCUUCAAAUGGGCAUUGAUAAAGAAGAAAAAAAAAAUAUGGGUUACUCCUAGAACUGUGACCUCUUUGGUGAUAUACACAGUACAAGAAUCCUGUUUGUGCAGCAUUUCACUUUAAUACUGUGCACAUACAGGGAUAUUUAGUGUUGCUACAGGAAGUCUAAGUAAAAAAGAAAAUCUGUUGCCACCAUACAUAGCAUGCUGAUGGGAGACAUCCAGUGGUAGCACAAUUUUCCUCUUCGUGCUUAUUUAGAGGGACACUAUAGGUACCAGAACAACUACAGCUUAAUGUAGUUGUUUUGGUGUCUAUAGCCUAUUAGUGCAGGUGUUCCUGCCUAGGAACACCUCUAGUGGUAGUCACUCAGACGGCCACUAGAGGUGAUUCCUGGGUCAGUGUAGCGCAGUGUGCAGGACUGAUGUUCAGCAUCUCCACGAAUGGAGACGGUGAACAUUCCCCCAUAGAGAUACACUGAUUACAUGCAAUGCUCUGAGGAAAUGCUGAUUGGUGCAGUGUGGUGUCUUGUGCAUACGCAGUAGUCUUUCCUAUUGGAAAGCAUUGGAUUGGCUGAGGUCAUCAAAUUUGAUGAUCUCAGCCAAGGAGGAGGGGUGAGCAAGCAGCAACAAGACCUGCACGGAGCUGGAAAUAAGGUGAGUAAAUUCACCUUUUCAAUGGGGUAGAAGGACAAGGAAAGCCAGAAAUCUAAAGAGCAGUUCUAAAUCUCUAGUGCCAUUAAUACAUGUUUGUAUUCUUGACACUGUAGUGUUCCUUUAAGUCCUCUCUCUGCACUACCAUAAUGACAUCCCACCAGGGCCGGACUGGCCCACCGGGAUACCGAGAAAUUUCCCGGUGGGCCGUCGGCACAUGGGGCCGGGCAGGCAGCUGGCUCUUUUGGUGGCCACAGAGGGAGCUCUUUUGGCGGCCACAGGGGGAGCUGGCUGUCACUACAAACAGACCGGGGCCAGAAUAUGACGUCAUAUUCCGCCCCCGGUCUCAUUAAGCUGCGCGCUGGGGCAGGGAAGCAGAGACAGAACAGCCAGCUACCCCUGCGGCCGCCAAAGGAGCUCCCCAUUCGGCCGCCAGCACACAGGCAGCAAUUAUGUGUGUCAGUGUAAGUGUAUGUGUGUGUCUGCCAUUUAUGUGUGUCUGUGUCAUUGUGCGUCUGUCUCUGUCAUGGUGUGUGCGUCUGUCUCUGUCAUGGUGUGUGCGUCUGUGUCAUACAAUGUGUGUGUGUCUGUCAUGUAAUGUGUGUGUCUGUGUCAUGGUCUGUGUGUGUGUUUGUCAUGUAACGUGUGUCUGUAUGUCAUGGUGUGUAUCUGUCUGUGUCAUGUAAUGUGUGUCUGUCUGUGUCACGAUGUGUGUGUGUGUGUGUGUGUGUCACACAGUCUCUCUGUGUUGUGUGUGUGUCUGUCUGUGUCAUAUAAUGUGUGUCUGUGUCACGGUCUGUCAUGGUAUGUGUGUGUGUCUGUCUGUGUAAUGGUGUGUCUGUGUUUCUGUCUCUGUCAUGGUGUGUGUAUGUGUGUUUUUACUCACCUUUUUUUUUCCCCACGUCGUGCUGGUCUCCCCUCGACUGGCCCUGCCUCUAUGGCUGAGAUCAUCAAGCCAAUCCGCACUGACACAGGAAGCACCUCUAGUGACCGUCUGAGUGUCUGUCACUAGGAAGCAAUGUAAACACUGCCUUUUCUCUAAAAAGUCAGUGUUUACAUUGAAAAGCCUGCAGGGACAGGCUAUAGACACCAGGGCCACUACAUUAAGCUGUGUGUGUGUGAGCGUGCCUGCUAGUGAGUGGGCUUGCUUGUGUGUGUGUGUGUCUGCUACUGAGUGAGCUUGUGUUUUUAUGUCAAUGACCUUAUGUAUAUCCGUGAGAUUGUUUGUUUGUCUAUGAGGCUGUGUAUCAAUCAGCUUGUGUCAGUGAGAUUGCCUGUGUCUGCAUGUGAGUAUGCUUACUGUAUAAUUAAAAAUUUUACUCUGAAAGGACCAAUAUUUUAUAUUGGAAAAAGAGAGAAUAUAUAUAUAUAUAUAUAUCUCAAUCAUCUAGGGUGGCAAGACAUAGCCUUACAUAUUACAUGCGACAAUAUAUGGCGCAAUGACUUAUGGGGCUGGCAUAGAUUUUAAUUUUUUUUCAGGGCUACUUUGGAAUCCCUAGUCUGACCCUGCAUCCCACCACCUGCAGUAAGGGAGAGUGACACCGCGGAAAGCAGAUUGGGCUGCAGAGAGUAGAGUAGAUUGAAGGUAUACACUGGUAUUUUUGGUUGUAAACCUUUUAGCUGCAAGACAUUUAUUUCCCAUUAACAGCAAGGUUGCAUUCAUGCUCAAUAUAGCCAAUUGUGCAAACAUUCAAAAGAUUAAUACAAUUUAAUAGUGCAAAUAAAUGGUAAACCUUAAUGAUUUUCAUUAAUUGUAAAUGAAAAUUGUCCCACAGAGAUAAUAUUGGCAAACUAACAGAGUGGCAGAGCCAAGGGGGAAAUUGUGGUUCUCCCAAAGCGCCCCACCAGUUCUAGAAUCGAAUGGACCAGUUGUUGUGCAAACCUUUACAAAUGAUGUUUGUUUUUGUACAUCUAGGAACAGACCAAGAUAAAGAGCGCGAAAAAACCGAUCUGGAUGACAAAAAGUUAGACCUUCUGCUUCAAGACUGGAUACCAAGAAUUGUCGAAGGUACUCCUGCUGUCAUCGUAAUAGAUUGAGAUUUUCCAAGUAUGUGUAGUUCAGCAACUUUAGGGAAAUACCUGUUGCUGGCUACCUUAUGGUUACAUCUCAAUAACCUUGUGAUUAAAACCUUCCUCAUCUCAUAUACUCCAGGUGCAGCUACUGACUUACUGUUAUAGUAUGACUGUAGAACAGAUGUUAAAAAAUGCACUUUCACAGAACCAGAGUAUGUGUGACUAUGACUAUCAAACAGAUGCCUAUAGGCAGCUGCCAACUAGGAAAUCUGGUUCUUUGGCUUCCUCUGGGGCAGAGAAAUGUAAUUUACUGGAUUCUGCCUCUCUUUAUUAAUAGAUAUAUAAAUAAUGAAAUAUCAUGCAUUUUUAUUUUUAAUCAUUAAUGGAAUAUUAUAACUUCUCUGGAAUUUACAAUCAUCUAUUAACUUGUCCAGUGGCGUACUAAGGAGGGGGCGGUUCUCCCUGGGUGCACUCACUAGGUUAGUGCCUGGGGCAGAUUGUGUUUGGACUGUGUUGGGCCCAUCGCAGACACUCCGCAGUGUGCAUGGCUGCAGACCAUAUGUCUACCGAGAUCUGAUCAAUCAGAGAGUUGUCACGGGUUACCACAGCAAUACUCUGGUUCUCGUGAGAUUCAUGGUCUGCAGUUCUGCACACUGCGGAGAUGCAGACCCGAUAUCACCACUGGACCACCAGGGAAUUAAAUAAGGUAUCUAGUCCCCCCCUCCCUCCAUCACCCCCUUCCCUAACAUCAUCACCCCUUUCCCUAACAUCAUCACCCCCUUCCCUCACAUCAUCACCCCUUCCCUCACAUCAUUACCCCUUCCCUCACAUCAUCACCCCCUUCCCUCUCACCAUCACCCCCUCACCAUUACCCCCUCUCUCUCUCUCACUAUGACACCCUCUCUCUCUCACUAUCACCCCCCUCUCUCACUAUCACCUCCCUCUCUCUCACCAUCACCUCCCUCCCUCUCACCAUCACCCCCCUUUCCCUCACCAUCACCCCCCUCCCUUAUACCAUCAACCCCCUUAUUCACACCAUGAUACCCCUCUUACCUUCCUCCCUUCACUCAAACCAUCACCCCCUCCCUCACAGUUUUACCCCCUCCCUCUCACAUCACCCCCUCCCUCAAACCAUUAUCCACUAUACAAGCACACACUGUAUUCACUAUGCAAACACACCACAUACACUAUACAAACAAACACUGACACACGUAUACCUGUAUGUGUGUUGGUAUAUGUGUAUGUAUGUGUCAGUGUGUGUAUGUGUAUCUGUUUGUGUGUCUGUAUGUGUUUGUCUGUGCCUGUGUGUGUGUCUCUCUCUAUCUAUGUGUUUGUAUGUGUGUGUGUCUGUGUGUGUGUGUGUAUAUAUAUAUAUAUAUAUAUUUGUAUCUGUGUGUCUAUCAGUAUGUGUGUCAGUGUUUGUCUGUAUAUGUGUAUGACUGUGUUUCUAUGGAACUGCAUGUGUGUACCUAUGUGUCUGUGUAUUUGUGUAUAUGUGCGUACAUCUCAGCAUUUCGCCUACACUACACACAAAUACAACCCUGCAUCUAAAUGUCAACACGUCAUAAAAACACACCACCAUAUUAAAAAAUCACACUACAGAAAAAUGUACGCCUGCAUUCAAAUGCCAAUACGUGCAAACACACCCGUACAUUCACUCACACAUACCCCAUACAAAAACAUGCUUACAUUUAAACACACAAACACUGCUCAGUGCUAAAUAUAUAUGUUUUUUUUAAAAAAUACAAACCCUGCUCAGUGCUCAAUAUGUGUAAGAAAUGUGUGGGUUUUUUUUUUUUACAUUUUUAAGCUGGAGGGUGCCAAAUAUAGGAUCUGCCCAAGGUGCCAAAUUCUCCAGGUACGCCCCUGAACUUGUCUUAACCCUUUUUUCAUGAUAUGCUCUGUUUUCUUUAAAAGUUGUAUUAACCACAUCACAAUACAGUUCAGAAAAGGCAGACACAGGGCAAACAAUUGCAAAAGUGGGAAAGAAAUAGAAACAGUGAUGUGUAAAAUUUAGUACAGAUGUAUUCACACCAACAAUUUUUUUGCUUUUACUGUAUGCAAUCAUUUUUUCAUUUGCACUACACUUUUCCUGUUUGCAUUCCAUUCCCCACAGUUUUCUCUCAUGCCUAUCUUUUGUCCUUUGAACAUCAUUGUUGAUGUAUAAAAAAGAGGUGCACGAAUGUGCCUUUUUUCCUGCCAAAAAUAGCAGGUUUUCUUUAAGGAAAAAAAAAAUCCUUUAAGUUGCAACUGUGUCUUUCUUUUCUAGUAAUAUUACUCGUUUGCUUGUUUUGUGACUUUAACCCCUUAAGGACCAAACUUCUGGAAUAAAAGGGAAUCAUGACAUGUCACACGUCGUGUCCUUAAGGGGUUAAUUAAUUCUAUCAGGAAAAUAAAGGAGAAAAAGAUUCAAAGACGGAAUAAAAUGUGGCAUAAAGUCAGAUUAUUUUGUUGAAAUAGAGUAAAGGCAGAAAAUAAAGUCCCUGAUGUAUAAAGGAGGAGUAACAAAGGAAAAUGGCGUGUUCACAGAAAACUGACAAAGAAGUAAAAGGAAAUUAGACAAUUUUAUAAAUAACCCCAUUAUUUCACUUUAAUUCUUCUCUGUUUUUCGUCUAUGCUGAAUAUCAGAGGCUAAGGGCAGGGCUUUUGACAAUAAUUGGGAAGGAGUGUGAAUUUAAUGUUCAUUUUAACACAUCACAACUCCAUAUUUGUUAAAUAUACAGAAAACUAAUAUAAUAUUAAAAAUCUUUGGAAGUGACAAUUGCCGUUAACAUUUUUGCUCUAUAAUAAUUUUAUGCCAUUUUUCAGAAACUUGUGAUGCUCCCCCAGAGGUUCCAAAUGGAAAGCUUAAAACCAAACAACAAGCAAGUUAUGAUUCUGGUUUCUCUGUGGAGUUUGAAUGCAAUGCAAAUUUUGUAAUCAGCGGGACCAAAUAUGUUAAAUGUGAGAAGGGACAAUGGUCUGAUCCCCCUCAAUGUACUCGUAAGUAUAAUUAAAAAAAAAAAAAUAUAUAUAUAUAUAUAUAUAUAUUUUUUAGGAAUAUAUAAUAUAGGAAACAUACUAUAUUAUCACAAAAUCAGCAUAUUUUUUUUUUGUCUAUUAAACAGAGGGAUGCAGAGUUUCUAUAGGAGACCUCGAUAAAAAUAAUGUUGUGUUAUACUUUUCGGAUGAUCUGAAGAGUGUCCAUAUGGAAGGCUCGGAAGUAAGACUUAGGUGUAAACCAGGAUUCCGUCGAUCAUUUCAUGCAUCUCUUACAGCUGAAUGUAAUAAUGGAAAAAUGAGAUAUGAAAGAUGCUUUUCUAAACGUGAGUACAAAGUAAUAUGGUCUUUUUCAAACAUACAUAAUGUUUAUGUUAUGUUUCCCACCCUAAAGGAAGUGGCCAUGUUCUCAGGCAAAAAUGUAUGCCAUUUAUGUCCCUAUCUAUCCCCCUCUGCAAAGAUGCAUAGAGCUAUAAUAAUUUCAGAGUCAUAGCACUGAGCAUGAAUGGAAGCAUUAUUUCUUUAAGGGAUUCUAUAGUGUUAGCAAUGAAAAGCUGUAUUAAUAACAGCAUAGUGCCUGUGGCGCCCUCUCACCCCCUCCUAUGUACUCCCUUCCCAUGCCCAUAAAGGGUUAAAGACACUUUAUUACUCACCCAAUUGCUGCACCGAUGUCCCUGUGCUCUGGUUCGGUGCUCCACGUCAUCUGAAGUGGAGACCUAAUGCGCAUGUGCGGCAAGCUCUGCAAGCAAAUAAGGCCAUCCCCAUAGGAAAGCAUUGCUCAUGAAAUACCUCUUCAGAAUGAUCUCCAUAUAUAAAUUGCUAGCUCUGCUUAAUUUCUUAUGUCUGUCUUAAAUAGUCUCCAAUUUAUGGGGCAAUGCAAUAACACUUGUAGUUUCAAUGAAGUUACCCUUUUUUCCCAACCACAUGCUCACAAAUUUAACCCCUUAAUGUACUUCUUACUUUUGCCUUUAUUCCAGUAAAACAAUGGAUCAGGGCUUUAUACAGUCUUUCUGCUUCUCUGCAGAAUAACUGUAAUUAGCCUCCUUUCUCCCAUAUUGUACAUCACACUACAGGUCUGCAUUCUCAAAUAUUUUUAAAAAGGGGUUCCAUAUAAUUUCUACAUUAUGUUACUAAUAUUACUAACACUAAUAUCAUUCGUCAUUCAAAGAUUAAAAAAAUAAAUCAUAAAAAUGUUGCAUGUUUAGAUAAUUUUCAGGUAUCCUUAAUGAACAAUCAAACCCUGAGGAGCCAAGCAAGCCCUAGGCAGAACAGGGACAUGUGAGUGUGAGGGGAGUCUAUACAGAGAAAUGUGGUAAAGUGGUCUUGGGAUGUGGGUGGAGUAAUAUGGGGGUAGAUGAGUGGGCUAGUAUAAAUAAGCUGCCAUCUUACAGGAUAGCAGCCAUCUUAAUUAUCAGUUGGGAACAGUUUGGUCAUUCCUGGUUGUUUCUCUCGUUAUACCUGCUUUCCAAGUGCUGUUUGCAGCCAGGCUCAGGGCUGAGGCCUUACAAGAUGGGGGUCUGCGCCUGCAUGCUCAGCUGGUUUAUCAUCAGGCCUCCGUGACAGUCUCCGCCUCCCCUCCUGGCAGUAGUAGAGGUCCCCAGAGGUGAGCUCACCCACCGGAACAUUUCGCCCCUCAAGGGGAAACUAUGGGCCCUCCUAAGCUCAGGAGUGCAGGCCUGGCCCUGCCGCCACGAGGCUUUCUUCACCUACCUUGCCGGUUUCUUUCACUACACAGGCAGCAGAGCACCUGCUUAUCAUCCCCGUCUCUAGCCCUGCGCAGCAGGAGCCGCAGACCUCCUUCCCGGCCCCACUGGUCCACGGCUAUGUGGACUGAUGGUGCUCUGGCGCAAGCAGAAUCUCCUUCCGCUGCAGCUGAGGGUUUCCUGGCAGCCUUGUUUUUAUCGUUGGACCCACCAUGUGGGUCCCGCAGCCCAAGCGGGCAGAGUGGUGGACAGGCCUCCAGGCGGUGAGUAGGCUUAAGGGUGUCUCCUGGGGGGCAGAGGUCUCCCCUCCUGAAGUGGAGAUGGUGGCUGGGAGUUGUGUGAGGUGGCUGUUUCCUACCCCUUCCCUCUGGUGGUUAUGGCUCCACUACUCCAAUCGACUCCCACGCCCUCUGGUGAGUCCUUUUCUGCAUUGGUAGUCAGUCGGGCGGGGUGUGUGGGUAGCCCAGUCGGUUCUGGGGCUUGUGGUUCACUGAUGGGUUGUCUGAGGGGGCGUUUGAAUAACUGGGAACAUAGUUCAGAGGCCCUUUCUUUGGAAGUGCAGGUUAGGGUGGGGUGGGACCAUUCUCCAGUUACUUCUCUUGGUUCUUCGGGAUCCAGCUUGCCCCGGACAAGACAGUGGGUCCUUCCACUUGUCUGAGCUUCUUGGGGAUUGAAAUUGAUUCGGUUGCUGGGGAAUGUCGUUUGCUGGAGGUUGAGGAUUUGUACCUGUGCUUAUUGGUCUCUGCCGCUGGGUCCCUCAGGAAGAUUGAAGAAUAAAGACAUGUAGAUUCCUACAUUUCAUUUUAAUUUUCACAAAUACAUUUUGUAUUAAAUGUAGGGAUAGGUAAACACAAUAUUACAAAUGCUGGGAAGUGACAGUUGCCCUUUAAUAAUAUAAAUUUCCAACUUGUGCAUGUCAGGCUUUUUUGAAAAUUGCUCUUUUUUAUAUUGUAGCAACCUGUCGUCUAAACCAAGACAUGCUUGAUAUGAAUAACAUGGAACUGGAUCCUGUACAUGGAAAUGAAAUUUAUUACGAGGAGGGUGAAAAUGUUAAGUUCAGAUGCAAAGAGGGUUUUUCUAGUAAGGAAAUAACUGGAAGAUGUUCAAACAGAGUUCUCAGCUAUCCAAUAUGUGAGGAACUCAGUAAGUAACAACUGUAUGUAUAAGUACACAUGUAGAACAUGUGAGUGUGUGUGUUGAAAAGUGAAAUGAUUGCUUCAUCAUAUUUUCAUUGAACAUUCAUUUUUGUUAGAGGAAUACUCUAAGUACCAAAACGACUUUAGCUUAAUGAAGCAAUUUUAGGACAUCUAGUAUGCUCCUGCAAUCUCACUGUUCAAUUCUCUGCGACUUAGGUGUUAAAUCACUUUGUAUAUGCAGCCUUAGCCACACAUCCCUUAACUUUGACUCACACAGCCUCAAUGAAAAAAACAAAAAAAAUUAAUCUUGAAACUGAUCUUACAGCACCGCAUGUUUACUUUAGAAGUUAUCUGACAUCUUCUGUUAGUUGUUCUAUAAUCAAUAGACUUAGAGAUUAAUUUUAGAUUGCAAUGUGUGCUAUUUUGAUAUAAUUGUAUACUAUAUAUUUAAUAAAAUAUUUCCUAUGUUGGUUACUUUUUCCUCAGUUGAUCUGUGAACCAAAUGGUAGUAAAAUGCUCCUAUCAGUGCACUGCAAAAUACAUACAUAAUAGUAUAGAAAUGUAUAUAUUUUUUAGCACACAAAUUGGCCCAGUUUAACCUUUUUGGUUUGUUUUCCUGAUUUAAUACCCAAAUUGACAUUCAAUCAAGAUGAACUGACAUUCAAACUAAUUUUGGGUGUCCAGAAAAAAUGUUCUGUCUUCGAAAAUGGUUGAGCAAAACUGAAAAUUUUCUCUGUGCACAAGUUUAGUUAUCAUGCACGUUAGGUUGCUUCAGACUGUAGCAAACAAUUAACAGAAUAGGAGACAUUCUAACAUAGUUAUUUACCAAAGUGAGAUUUCAGAGUGAAUACAAAGUAAAUGUCAAAUUUAAGACCAGAGUAGCUGAAUUGAAAGCAUUGCUAAAUCAGUAUUUUAUUUCUUUUGCAGUUUUGCUAUUUUGACCUUAAGAAUUCACUUUGAAUUCUCCUUUUUGUACAAUAAGGGGAAGUUUAAAAACGAGACAGAUUUUUCAGGAAGUGUGUAGAAAGGUUGUGAGAGUCACAGUCAGGGGUGUGGCCUCAGUCUAUCCACAUAAAGUUAAGGAUGAAUAAAAUAAGCAUGUGGUCCAUAGGACCCUCAUAGACCUGAGCGGAAACAGAAAACACCGGGCUUCACCCUUAUGCACUAUGGGUGGGUUUAUUAAAAAUAAGAUUAAAAUGGAGUAACACACACCCCUUAUGAACUGAUUGGAGAAUGAACUCCAUGCUCAUUAUAUAUUAUCUUAAUUUGUGUCAGCAGCAGCUUAUCGAAUAAUUUCACCGUAGGUGUCAAUGUCACAGUUCUUUCAUAUGAUUCAUAGGAUUAUGCUUGUUAUGAUUAUUAUUAUAUUAUUAUAACCGUGUUUAUUACCACUCUGCUUUCUUUUUAUAAAGGAUCAGAAUGAUGAGAAAACAACCAACAAGAUAGAUAUGUGAUAAAUAUGUUUUAAAGCCUGUGUGGUAUUCUCUUCUAAGAGAGAUUUAAGCUCCAACGGAUAUCUAUAUUUGUGAAAUGGUAAAUGUUUAAGAAUGAAAUCAAUUUAGUUACAAAAUACAUUAAGUGCAAGUAUGUUUAUUCUAUAUUCUAUGUCUUAGAUGUUUCCUUUAAUUGUCAGGUUAUUCUAUAAAAUAUCUAAUUAAAAUGAUUAUUGCAAGUCAAAAAAUCUGCUUAUUCUUAACAAAAUUAUGCAAUUCCAAAUAACUUGACUCCUAACACAUCAUAAUUUAAUGAUAUGGUGUUCAGUAAUAACUAAAGCUCAAUUUAAGAUUUUGGUGCUUGCUUACAAGUCCCUACAUAAAGCUGCUCAAACCUACCUAUCCUCCCUAAUACACAAGUAUGACCCGUUGAAGCCCCUGUGUUCUGUUGAAGACAUACUCAACUUGACAAAGGCUCUUCAGCCGAAACGUUGGGGGUUUUUUGAUUGACUCUGUCCCUACUUCUCACUGAAUUUGGUAUGGUUUGCUGCAUUUUUUUAUAUGUCUGGGUUUUCAUUAUACUAGUAUUAUAGUGGACUGUUUGCAUGAUAUUUCUUUCAUUCAUUUAUUACGCAUUGAGCUUUUAUAUUUGCUUAUAUCAUUGCUUUUCUGGUCAAUGCUUUUGAAUAGCAUGACUUUGUACCUCUGUGGAUAAUAUUUAAAGAGACAGUCCUAUAGUAUAUACCCAUUUAAUAAAGAUUUUUUCAUAUAUAUAAAGAUUUAUGGUUGUGCUCCUUACUCUAUUCACAAUGUUAUGUAUUUUGGGUUCUUUAGGGGAUAGAGCCUCAUGUGGGUGAGCACCCAGUAUUCAUUAUAUUAGCCUUUUCCUGGGGCUAUUUUGUUGUUUAGUCGAGUGUGCCCACCUUGUUUCAUUUGCAUUAUCUGUUGAAGACAUACGUCUAUCCUCUGUCCGUACUCCCACAUCUGAUGCUCGCCUCCAAGACUUCUCAGGGCUGCACCUUUUCUGUGGAACUCCCUUCCCUUCUCCACUAGACCUUUACCUAGUCUCCACUCCUUCAAAAAAAUCUUUGAAAACACACUUCUUCAGGAAAGCAUAUCAUUUAAACUGUUAGCGGGUUUUCAUUCAUUUCCCCUCCGCCCCCCCUCCCCCCCCCACCACCACCACCACCACCAAUUAUACAGCACUAUGGAAUUUGCUGGCACUACAUAAAUAAUAAUAAUAAUAAUAUUGAUUUUAGUAUAACAUUUAUUUUUACAUCUUCUCCUCCCAUAACUAUACAGUGACAGUAAAAAAAAAAUUGUUUCUUUUUCUCUUCUUUUAAGAGAUUACUGGAAAAUAACUUAAUUAUUUAUUUACCACCUUUGAAUAGGUUGGACUUUGUUAAUUAGAGAAACUACAGAUUGUUGUCUUGUAAAACCAAUUAUUCACAUUGCUAGUAUCUACCUUUUGAAUUUGGUUUAUUAUGAAUUUCUAGUUGUCACUUUUUAGGACACAAUACUAAUAAAGGUUGAAUUUUAGAUUUUACCACAUCAUUCAUUGUACUUUUUUGUUUUAAAAAGGGCUAGAAACCCUCGGUCUAGUGGUUGACCAACAAUGACAUCUUUAGGUAUCUUUGUGAGAAUUAUGUAUAGAUGACACCGAAAAAAAAAAGCGUUAAUAAGGUUAACAAGUGAGAUGGUAUAAGGAGAAAGCAAAUUAACGGCCAAUAACAGAAUCUCUGGAUACUCCAACUGAGACGGAUAGUAGGUAAGCGGUGAUGUCAGAAAAAAAAAUGCCAAAUGAGCAUUGUGAGAGACAGGAAGAGAACAGGUAAAGGACUUUGUUGAAAAGGCCAAGGGUUUUGAAGAAAAACUGGGUGGCCAAUAGUGUCAAGUAGCAGUAGAACCAAAAAGGAGAAUUAAAAGUGUGUAACUGCCUUUUGGAUUUAGCAGUUAUUAAAUAAUUAGUCAAUGUCGUAAGGACUAUUUUAGCGAAGACAGGAGAAAUCCUAUUGAAGAGGGUUUUGGAAUUGAGAAAGUGAGUUACAUGGAUGUAUGCAAGCUGUUUUAUAAAUGUAAAAAAGAUUGUAGGAAUAUGGGAUCUUACAGAGUCUGUGAAAUGAUCAUGUAGACUUCAACAGAAAUUUCAAAGCAAUCAAAAUAAAUCAAAUCAAAAUAAAGUAAGGGCUGGUUUAUAAAUCCCAAGUAAGAGCCAAUUUUGGAAAAAGUUGAAAAAGGUAGAUAUUUUGUCUCAAUAUCCUGCCAUUUCCCAUCCAUUAUGACUUCUGUAGACAAUAUAACUGAUAACUGACUUUAAUUUUUUUUCAGUGGUUAAAAAUGUUUUUUUAUUCACCAAAUAUAUGAGCUUUGUUGUCAUCCUUGAAAAGGAAAACUACAUCAUCUUGGAAUACUGUUCCAGUUUCACAAAUUGUGUUCAGUCUUCAGUCUCCUAGAAAAUAUGAAAUAUAAAAUCAG